Molecule: messenger RNA, 1876 nt
Organism: Chanos chanos (milkfish)
Lineage: Eukaryota; Metazoa; Chordata; Actinopteri; Gonorynchiformes; Chanidae
Product: F-box/WD repeat-containing protein 7-like
Exons: 11
Coding region: 1-1647 (548 amino acids)
Biological process (GO): ubiquitin recycling; proteasome-mediated ubiquitin-dependent protein catabolic process
Cellular component (GO): cytoplasm; nucleus
Molecular function (GO): ubiquitin binding
Source: RefSeq, a predicted model, not a curated record
AUGGGGUUCAACGGCACUUUAAAGAUGAUCUUUCACAAAAUGAAGAGAAAGCUGGUCCAUGGCGAAGAUCGAGCCGGGAAAAAGCCCAAGGGCCCAGCAUACCCAAGUCCUGCCAGUCUUGUCCCCUACUCAGCCACACCCACCACAUUCGGGGACCUCCGUGUAGCCAAUGGACAGGGAUCACAGCGGAGACGCAUCAACUCAGUCCCUCCCCCCUCCGACAUGCAGGAGUGGCUACGCACCUUCCAGACAUGGUCGCAUCCUGAAAGGCUGUUGGCUCUAGAUGAGCUGAUUGACAGUUGUGAACAGUCUGAGGUGAAACACAUGAUGCAGGUGAUCGAGCCGCAGUUCCAGAGAGACUUUAUAUCCCUUCUCCCCAAAGAGCUUGCGCUGUAUGUUCUGUCGUUUCUGGAGCCCCGUUCUCUGCUGCAGGCAGCGCAGACUUGCAGUUACUGGAGGAUUUUGGCAGAGGACAACUUACUUUGGAGAGAGAAAUGCAGAGAAGAGGGUAUAGAGGAGCCCCUGCAUAUGAAGAGGAGGAGGAUGCUGAGGCCGGGCUUCAGCCACAGUCCGUGGAAAAGUGCUUACAUUCGACAGCACAGAAUACACACCAACUGGCGCAAAGGAGACCUGCGCUCCCCCAAGGUGCUGAAAGGCCACGACGAUCAUGUGAUCACAUGCCUGCAGUUCUGUGGCAAUAGGAUUGUGAGUGGAUCCGAUGACAACACACUCAAAGUGUGGUCCGCUGUUACAGGCAAGUGUUUACGGACGUUGGUUGGACACACAGGUGGCGUGUGGUCGUCUCAGAUGAAAGACAACAUCAUCAUCAGCGGCUCGACAGACAGAACGCUCAAAGUGUGGAACACUGAGACCGGCGAGUGUGUACACACACUCUACGGACACACGUCUACAGUGCGCUGCAUGCACCUGCACGGCAAGAGGGUUGUGAGUGGCUCUCGGGACGCUACGUUGCGUGUGUGGGAUGUGGAGACAGGCCAGUGUGAGCGUGUCUUGAUGGGUCACGUGGCAGCUGUGCGCUGUGUUCAGUAUGAUGGACGGCGUGUGGUCAGUGGAGCCUACGACUUCAUGGUCAAAGUGUGGGACCCUGAGACUGAGACCUGCCUACACACACUGCAGGGCCACACCAACAGAGUUUACUCACUACAGUUUGAUGGAAUUCAUGUGGUGAGCGGCUCCCUGGACACCUCCAUCCGUGUGUGGGAUGUGGAGACUGGUAACUGUGUGCACACUCUAACAGGACACCAGUCUCUAACCAGCGGCAUGGAGCUGAAAGACAACACACUGGUCUCUGGCAACGCAGACUCCACCGUCAAAAUCUGGGACAUUCGCACCGGACAGUGCCUACAAACUCUCCAAGGUCCUCACAAGCAUCAGAGCGCGGUGACCUGUCUGCAGUUCAAUAAGAGCUUUGUGGUGACCAGUUCGGACGACGGCACGGUUAAGCUCUGGGACCUGCGCACAGGCGAGUUCGUACGGGACCUGGUCACCCUGGAGAGCGGGGGCAGCGGAGGGGUGGUGUGGAGGAUACGCGCCUCCAACACCAAACUGGUCUGUGCCGUGGGCAGUCGCAACGGCACCGAGGAAACCAAACUACUGGUGCUGGACUUUGACGUGGACAUGAAGUGACCACCUUCUGUAAGGACAGAGAGAACAUAUGACAAACUGAACGUCAAAAAAAGUUUAGACGAGACACGAGAGGACUCAUCCUGUAAGGAUUUUGGGAUUCUGCUAAUUGACCCUUGGAUAGAACAAGAGGAGACUUGAGGCUCAGGAAAAGAUUUUGAAGUAUGGAUGAACUAUGGUAUGGGUGUGGACAAAAGUGCUUUUUUGGGAGAAAAACCAAAUGGUGAAUGGU